This is a messenger RNA of Arachis ipaensis, 977 nucleotides long. Its product is annotated as serine/threonine-protein phosphatase 7 long form homolog. NCBI's taxonomy places the organism in Eukaryota, Viridiplantae, Streptophyta, Magnoliopsida, Fabales, Fabaceae. The record is from RefSeq and is a predicted model, not a curated record. Gene Ontology annotation, biological process: meristem maintenance; meristem development.
GCGGUGACAUCUGGCCAGUUAUCAUGGCAGGCAGGACUCUGUACCGACUGAACGGUGUUGCGCAUAUUGCCGGUUCUAUUGGUGACGAGCCCACUAGGUGUAUAUACAGUGUGAGACGGCAACAGAAUAUGCCCUUGCAUGAUAGGAUCAUCCCGUAUUUAGAGAGGGUUGGAUUGUACCAUUUGGCCAGGCUAAAUAGCGAAUGGUUCUGGUUGGAUGAGCCACUGGUUAGUGCGUUCGUUGAGAGGUGGCGUCCUGAGACGCAUACGUUCCACCUGCCUUUCGGAGAAUGCACAGUGACAUUGCAGGACGUGGCAUUCCAGCUAGGGCUGCCUGUGGAUGGUGAGGCUGUGAGUGGUUGCCUUGGUGAGUUUGAGACAUACAUGGAGGGUGGCCGACCAGCUUGGGAGUGGUUUGAGGACCUAUUUGGUGAGCGCCCUCCACCGAAUAAGGUCAAGCAGAUGACAGUACACUUUACAUGGUUUCGCGAUAGGUUUAGGGUGCUACCAGUAGAUGCGAGCGAGGAGACUGUCCGCAUCUACACACGGGCCUACAUCAUGAUGAUGUUAUCGACUCAGUUAUUUGGGGACAAGAGUGCGAACCGGGUACAUAUACGGUGGUUGCCAUUUGUGGCAAACCUUGAUGACAUGGGGAGGUAUAGCUGGGGGUCGGCCGCUCUGGCAUGGCUGUACCGAUGCAUGUGUCGGGUAGCGAACAGAAAUGUGACUAAUCUUACGGGCCCGCUCCAGUUGCUACAGAGUUGGAUAUUCUGGCGGUUUCCGUCUUUGAGGCCGGAAGGGUUUGAGGCUUUCUCUUUCCCACUGGCAUCCAGGUGGUCUGCCUACUUACCUCCUAACGAUGGAAAGGAGCAGAGAGUCAUAAGGUAUCGGCUUGCAUUGGAUCGAUUGACCGCUUGUGAUGUAAGUUUUAUAGCAGUUAGAGUUUUUAUUUUUGCUUCGCUAUCUAAAUGUGACUAG